CACUUCCCCUCAGGCAGCGCCGGGUCCCGCCGAGCCGGGCCGGUCCCGCCGAGCCGCCCCGCUGCCCCGCGCCUUCUCGCAGCCUCCRGAGCCGCCGCCCGCCCGCCAAGAUGGCSCAAACCUGUGAUAUAGAUGAAAUGUUCAGCAAUUUACUUGGGGAGAUGGACAUGCUGACUCAGAGUUUAGGRGUGGAGACUGUACCACCUCCAUCCCCCAAAGUGUCCAAGAAUGAAUUUAGCUUUACAGUUGGUUUUAAAGAUUUAAAUGAAUCCCUAAAUGCCCUAGAGGACAAAGACCUGGAUGCUUUAAUGGCUGAUCUUGUAGCAGACCUUAAUGAUGUUGAGCAGAGAACUUUACAAGCCCAGAAAAUUUCUUGCAACCAGCAAAGUACAGUCACUCAGCCUUCAACAGGCUUGAAUAAUGACAUUUAUUCUAAAGCAAGUCCCUAUGUUACCGUUACUGGACAGCUGGGGGAUGAUUUGCCCCCUCCACCUCCAGACCUUGAAUCAGAUCUGCCACCGCCACCGCCACCACCUCCUUCUGAGCCACUUACCCAGGAAGAACUAGAGGCAAAGGCUAAAGCUGACAAGAUUAAACUUGCAUUGGAGAAACUGAAAGAAGCCAAAGUUAAAAAGCUUGUUAUCAAGGUGCACAUGUACGAUAACAGCUCAAAGUCUCUAAUGGUGGAUGAGCGUCAGGUGGCACGGGAUGUUUUGGACAAUCUCUUUGAGAAAACCCACUGUGACUGCAAUGUCGACUGGUGUCUGUAUGAGAUGUACCCAGAGCUGCAGAUUGAAAGGUUUUUUGAAGACCAUGAAAAUGUUGUUGAAGUGUUAUCAGACUGGACUCGAGACACUGAGAAUAAGAUUCUGUUUUUGGAAAAAAGUCAAAAAUAUGCUUUAUUUAAAAAUCCCCAGAAUUUCUACCUGGCAAACAGAGGGAAGAGUGAAAGCAAAGAAAUGAAUGAUAAAAACAAAGAGGCUUUGCUGGAGGAAAGCUUCUGUGGGACAUCUGUCAUUGUGCCAGAGCUUGAAGGGGCCCUUUAUUUAAAAGAAGAUGGAAAAAAGUCCUGGAAGAGGCGUUAUUUUCUUCUACGAGCGUCUGGGAUUUAUUAUGUACCCAAAGGAAAAACCAAGACAUCACGGGAUCUGGCAUGCUUCCUUCAGUUUGAGAACGUGAACGUGUAUUAUGGUUAUCAACACAAAGCGAAAUAUAAGGCACCUACAGAUCACUGCUUUGUUUUAAAGCAUCCCCAGAUUCAAAAGGAGUCACAAUAUAUCAAGUACUUGUGCUGUGAUGAUAAAGCAACCCUGCAUCAGUGGGUAACAGGAAUAAGAAUUGCCAAGUAUGGCAAGACACUCUAUGAUAAUUACAAACGUGCAGUGAAGAAAGCCAGCUUGUCCUCCCGGUGGGCAAAUCAAAAAGUGGUGGAACCAGCUGCCCCUGCAGGAUCCUCAUCAGCAGGUACUGUUCAGUCAAAUGGACAGAUUCCCCAAAUUGUUCAGCAUUCCACUGCAGAAUUUCCAGACACUCAGAAGAAAGGGGAUACAUGCGAGGUGCAGGUUGAAACAAAUAAUGCCAGUGCACCUGGCCUGGCACAGCCAUUGCUGAGGCCACAGAAAGUCCAGAGUAAGAGGAAUUCACUGCAGCCUCCUCCUCCACCUGAAAGGCGUUCAUCUGUUCUUUCUGCUUCACCAAUUCUACCCUCCAAAGUGAAACGAGACAGCGGAAUUUUCCUAACAGAUCCUGAGAGUUUUCCAGCUCCACCACCUACACUGAAGAUGGAUUUUCCUCCACCACCAGCAUCCGAUUUCUGUGAGCCACCUCCUGAUUUUGUGCCUCCACCACCACCAGUCUCCAGCAGCAGUAAUGGAGAUGUGCCAUUACCCCAUCCACCUCCACCCAYCUCCAGUAAGCCUCCACCACCUCCAGCAAAGAAGCCAGUGCCACUCCCUCCAAAAAGGCUGGAAAACACAGGACAAGAUGGAGAGCCACAGGCAGCAGGGCCACCUCCGAUUGCAGGGGGAGGCAGGCAAGCAGAUUUCAUGUCUGACCUAAUGAAAGCUCUUGAGAAGAAAAGGGGCAAUAGCUCCUGAGCUCUGGGAAGGGGUAGACUUUAAGACAUAGCUGGUUUUGUGAAGCAUCCUAGGUCACGCUGGAUCAGGCUUCUCCAGGAGGCAUUCUUCUUCRGAGUUCCUCUUGGGGGGGGUCUCAGGAAGAUGGGGUGCCCUUUGUCCCCCACUUUGUCCCUGUAACCUGUGCCUUUCGCCCUGCACCCCACCAUCCCUGCUCUUAACUCCCAUUCCAGCACCAGGCCAAGGUAAGAAUCAGCUGGAGAGUCUUGUUUCACUCCACAAGGACAGCCAGGGAUGGUGGAGCUGCACUCUGGAGCCAGCCAGAAAGUGAAAUGCAUCUUCUGUGGCUGCCUCUCUAGKCAAACUAGAGAUGAAGUACAAUGUCCUCAUGUGAAUUUUGAGAAGGGGGAAGAUSUCUUUUCCCAGAACUGCCCUUUGUUCUUUAUCGGAAAACUCCCAGCUAUGGGGUUUUUUUCCAAUAAAAAGACUCUUCAAAAAUAUUUUAAUAGUUUAUCUUAAAAAGUAAAACCUCAGCUUGAUUCUGAGAUGCAAGUGGGGACCAAGACCAUUUCCAGACAGUGGAACAUUUGCAUGUAUAACCCCAAACAUUAUACACUCCUGUUCCUUAGUGAUAUGUAACUCAGUCAUACAUGUCAGCUACUGCUUUGAAAUCUCUAAUAACCUUAGAAUAAUCUAAGGUUAUUUGGUUAACCUUAGACAAAGAAUUUAUUUUGAAAUCAUGUAUGAUUCCAUAGUAAGCAGGGAUUUUUUUUCUGUUGGUUAACAUUUGUCUUCAAGCUGUACUUAGAAAUUAUCUGUCUUGUGAAAGACGUCGUAAUUAUCUUGUACAUGAUAGGAAUGUCUUCUACAUUUUUUUCAUUUGUUCUCCCCAUUUAAUUCUCCACUGUUCAUUUCGGAAGGUUUCAUUGUUAGUUCUUAAAUAAAAAUAGCUUCUAUUUUAUAUCUGUACAAAGUGUCACAGUUAAUGAGCAGGCAUUUUAUUGACAAUUGGAACCACUUCAAAUACUUUGAAUAUUUUUUGCCUGUAUCUUCUAGGCUUUAUUUUUAUUUAUUCUGGUCUUUGCCUCUUCUCAUGCACAUUUGACUUUCUAAGGUAUUACCAAUGAUAUAUUUCUAUAUCUUGAAUUAUAAAAAAGCAUAAAAAUUGUGUGGUCUAAAUAAAUAAACACAUGUAAGCAGCUAACAGAGCAGGGGGUGAACAUGCUGUGUUUGUCAGAAUUGAUUCCUAGAUCCAGAAGUGGCGGUGCAGGCAGGAGAAUAACAAGCUGGUGGCAGUGCCAUAGCCUGUGUUUYGGGUCAUCACUAGUCUUACUUGUGGCUUAAGGUUGGUUUGUCAAUACUCACAUACCUGCGUAACAAGCUUAGAAGAACUAAGAAAAGUGUAACCAUGUCUUCAUGAAGAACCUUUCCCUUUGAAAUUGCUACUUUUUAAAAAAAUUACAUUAUUUUAUWUAAAACUGAAAACAAUGUUUGGAACCACAUGCAUUUCUUCCUGAAAGGAUUUUGCUUUAAACACUGCAGUAAAGCUGACACACAGAGAUUCCAUCCAGCCCUUACUGAUAUUUGAGUUCCUUUGCUUUCAGCUGAACUGAGCAGAAAACUGUCACCAAGAGAACUAUGCUCACCACUAACAAAAGUGUCACCUGAAAGUCUUGAAUUGAUGUGCUGGGACAUUCAAAAGGUAUCUCAGCACCUUCAGACUGCCAAACUGAGAAAUGCUCUUGAGACCAAUGCAAGGCUCAUGCAUUUAGUAGAAGCAUCAGUUCAMAGUACAGGGGUAAAAUAACAACUAGCUAAAAUCCAGAGGGUUAAAACUAGUUUUAGAAAAAAAAUAAAAAUUACCAUUUCCCAAUCCCUUUCUAUAUAUAACUGAGGUAAGCAUUAUGCAGAAUCAUUGAAGAGCUGGAUGUCACUUU
This is a messenger RNA of Malurus melanocephalus (red-backed fairy wren), 4012 nucleotides long. RefSeq names its product amyloid beta precursor protein binding family B member 1 interacting protein (gene APBB1IP). The record is from RefSeq and is a predicted model, not a curated record. Bases 111 to 2096 code for a protein of 661 amino acids. The transcript is spliced from 14 exons. Gene Ontology annotation, cellular component: cytosol; plasma membrane. Gene Ontology annotation, biological process: signal transduction. Lineage: Eukaryota; Metazoa; Chordata; Aves; Passeriformes; Maluridae.